GGUUUCACGAACACCUUCACGACGGCCUGGACCCUGCGCAAAGAGUGGUCGAACAACCCGCGCGCCGUCCUGGACGAGCAGGCCGCCAGCACGGGCCAGGUCGCCGCCGCGGGCCCAGGCGAGGCAGCCACCACAGGCAAGGCCGCUGCCACAGGCCAAGCCGCCACCGCGGGCAAACCCGCUGCCGCAGGCCAAGCCGCCACCGAGGGGAAGCCAGCCGCCGACGCUGCCAAGCACCUCGACGAGACGCCUGCUCGGAAGAAGUCGAGGCUGGCCAAGGAAAAAAAGGAGUCGGCUGCACAGGAACGCUUGGCCAUGGAAACGAAGGAAGCCAAAGAUAAGGCGAAGCGCGACAUCAUCGCAGCACGGAAAUGUUACCAGCGCUAUUUGAGUUUGACAUCCAGCGCCAGCCUCCUGCAGACAAACAUGGAGAAGCGGGCAGAAUGGGCGUGGGCCAAGACCGACCCAGAGACGCCGACGAUGCAAACGAAGUUGGAGGCCGUCAUGGCCAUCAUCAACUCGAGCGACCUACUUCCGAAGACCAUGGCGGCGGAGUUUCCCAAGCUCAAGUCGGUCUUGGGCACGCAGUAUCUCAAGGGCAUUGCUGAGCUCGUGAUGCUGAACCCGAAGCUCGACGGCCUCGCGCAGUCCUGCAAUAUUUUAAUGAACCUCCACGAGGUCAGGGCGAUGAACCAGGCUGAGAUUAAGCAGGAGGCGUAG
This is a messenger RNA of Prorocentrum cordatum, 720 nucleotides long. The record is from the annotation of a GenBank genome assembly. NCBI's taxonomy places the organism in Eukaryota, Dinophyceae, Prorocentrales, Prorocentraceae.